This is a messenger RNA of Strigops habroptila (Kakapo), 1211 nucleotides long. It is a transcript of the gene PRKAG3, whose product is annotated as protein kinase AMP-activated non-catalytic subunit gamma 3. The record is from RefSeq and is a predicted model, not a curated record. The transcript is spliced from 12 exons. The coding region runs from base 1 to 1149 and encodes 382 amino acids. Lineage: Eukaryota; Metazoa; Chordata; Aves; Psittaciformes; Psittacidae.
AUGGAGCGACUCCCCGGCCCCGCCGCGCCCCAGGUGGCGCUGCUGGAUGCCGCUGCCGGCCCUGAGGAGGAAGGGUUCCCAGAGGCUCUGUGCCCCAGGGAGGAGGAGGAAGAGGAGGAGGAAGAAGAGGACAGACAAAGGAGCCCAAGACCCGUCACCUUCACGCUGGGCAACAUGAUGCUGGGACUGGGCCCAGAGAGCGACUUCCAGAGCCCUGAUGCUGAGGUCUACAUGCACUUCAUGAGGAGCCACUGCUGCUAUGAUGCCAUCCCCACCAGCUGCAAACUUGUUGUCUUUGACGUCUCCCUGGAGAUCAAGAAAGCCUUUGUGGCAUUGGUGGCCAACGGGGUGCGAGCGGCCCCGCUCUGGGACAGCAAGACACAGAGCUUUGUGGGGAUGCUCACCAUCACCGACUUCAUCAACAUCCUCCACCGCUACUACCGCUCGCCCCUGGUUCAGAUCUACGAGGUGGAGGAGCACAAGAUUGAGACCUGGAGAGACGUGUACCUGCAGGGCUCACUCAAGCCGCUGGUCUACAUCUCCCCAAGCAAUAGCCUGUUCGAUGCUGUCUACUCCCUGAUCAAGCACAAGAUCCACCGCCUGCCCGUCAUUGAGCCUGUCUCAGGCAAUGUCCUGCACAUCCUCACACACAAGCGCAUCCUCAAGUUCCUACACAUCUUCGGCUCCACCAUCCCUAAGCCACAUUUCCUGAAGAAAACAGUGCAGGAGCUGUGUGUUGGCACCUUCCGUGAUGUGGCUGUUGUGCAUGAGACUGCGCCCAUCUAUGCUGCCCUGGAGAUCUUUGUGGACCGCCGCGUCUCUGCCCUGCCCGUCAUCAACAAUGCUGGGCAAGUGGUCGGUCUCUACUCCCGGUUCGACGUCAUUCACCUGGCUGCCCAGAAGACCUACAACAACCUGGACAUCAGUGUGCGGGAGGCGCUGCAGCAGCGCACGAUCUGCCUGGAGGGUGUCCUAACUUGCUACCCCCAUGAAACCAUGGAGGAAGUCAUUGACCGCAUCACCAAGGAGCAGGUCCAUCGCCUGGUUCUGGUGGAUGAGAACCAGUACCCACGGGGCAUUGUCUCCCUCUCCGACAUCCUCCAGGCCCUUGUGCUCACUCCUGCAGGUAUCGAUGCUCUUAACUCUUAGCCCACGAUGCUCCAUCUUUCUCCACUUGCACCUUCCAUUUCUCUCCAUUUCAGGUAGGCGCC